This is a messenger RNA of Episyrphus balteatus (marmalade hoverfly), 1869 nucleotides long. RefSeq lists its product as uncharacterized. The record is from RefSeq and is a predicted model, not a curated record. Lineage: Eukaryota; Metazoa; Arthropoda; Insecta; Diptera; Syrphidae. Bases 126 to 1826 code for a protein of 566 amino acids. The transcript has 4 exons.
UCAAAGUAGUUGAUUCUGAAUUAUUGACAAUUUGUAAUUUAUUUUCAAAAUUUCUCGAUACAAUUUUUAGAUUUUUACGGAUUUUCAUUUUUUCAUUUUCUUGAACUUUUUUACAAACAAUUAAAAUGGCUCAAAAUUUUUUGUACAUGUUCGAAUUUGUUGUGGACGAUCUGCUGAUCACCCGACCAAAUAUGUGCGCCCCCGAAGAAUACCCAACAUGUUGCGAAUUGACUUUUCGUUCGCACGUAUUCGUAUCGAUUUGCGACAAAGAAUUCGGUGGUUGCAUAGACACUGCAAGGAAAAGUGGCAAAUGUUGUUUGUUCUCGCUGGAAACACCAAUCAUGAGAACCGAUCGAUUGCAGUUGCAUGUUUUCAAAAAGCGAACAGACCAAUGUAAGUUUUUAAUUGGAGCUACGGAAAUCCCUGUCCACAGAAUGUUCGAUAAAGUUACGGAUGACUUUUAUGCAAGAAAUCCAAAUUGGAAUGCACAUUUGAAAAAUCCCAAAGCAAAUGCUAGAUCAUCGAUAUCGAAAAAGAAUAAGGUGGUCAUUGAUAAUGAUUGUGGAGCAGCAGAUUCAUCGGCCACACGAAAAGAAGAACUCUGUCCAACUUAUGAGCUGAGUAAAAAGUUAUUAGCUUUGUCGAAUAUGAGUGGAGGACUGCAGACAGGGAAUAUUGUUUUGAUAAUGCGAUUGGCAUGCAUGGGUCCAACUAUUGUGUCGCCAUUUUUAUUUGGAAAACCAUCACCUUCUUCAUGUUGUCCUAAGGUGAGAGCACCUUGUAAAAAGGAUGAAGUAAAUGAUGCUACUCUUUGCAAGAGGUAUUUUAGUUCAAAUGCUGAAAAAGAUUGUACAUGUGGAGAGUGUGAAGAUGAAGAAGAUAGAUGUCAAAAUAAACGAAAUAGUAGGCAGAACAAAAGCAAAUCUCAUCAAUGCAUACCAAAUGAUCAAGAAAACCAUUCUAGAGGUUGCCCAUGUCCGGACUGUGAUGAUGAGUGUGAAAUAGACGAAAAUAAGGACGAAAAUUACGACGAGGAAGAAGAUUGCUCGGAUAUAAUAAUGAAACCGUGUAUUCUAUGUCCCUCAAAACCCGAUUAUGGGUCUGAAAAGUAUGAUGAAUUCGAGGCCAAUUUAAAUGGCAGUGGCUUAACAAUUCGAGUUCUAAAAGACACUCAUGUAGUUGAGAAUGUUUGUGACAUAGAACCCGACGACGAUGACAUCGAAAAAUGUUCCUCCAAAAAAGGCAAACCGGCUAACUCAAAGAUUUGCGCUGAUAACCUCAAUGACCUUGUGCAAAAUUAUUCCUUAGCUCGAAAUCACAUCGAACGACGAAUAGGGGGUAAUAUCAUUAACAAUAAAUCAUUACCGAUGGUUCGAGGUAACAUAAAGUACUCAGGAAAUGAUUCAUGCUGUGGAGACAGUAUUAACAUACCACUAUUGAAUAAGCUGCCACCAAUAAAAAGUGUGGACGCAUAUCGCAAGACCCCGAGCGACAUACGAAAUUGCUGCUUCCAAGUUGAAGCCAAUGAUAUAGACAGUACGUUACGUGGCAUCAAUGCAGCAGCCAAGAAGAAAGGAAUUGAGGUGUGCCACACUUUUGACGAUCCAGACACAGAUGUUUUUUUGGUCAAACUUGGGAACAAAAAAUCAGCACAAAACAAAAAGAACAUGAUCGAAAUCGAAUUGAGAACUCCAAAAGAACCAUUAAAUAUCCGAGCUCAAAAAUGGACUAAAGAAACUCAAGUAGAUGAGCAAAUCCUUGAUGCUAAUCUUAAAAAUAGAAAACGAAAGGGUAAGAAAGGAUCUAGAAAGAAUAGAUGUUUCUGAACUUUUCAGAAUGAACAAUAAAUUAGAAAAAAUUAAAAAUUUA